AUGAAAUAUCUUCUAGGAGGGAUCGGUAUGCUGUGCAUUGCACUGGCAACGCUCCAUGCGGCGCGCAUCAAGAUACCGGCCAAGAGCCGCAACGAUGAUCUCUUCUCCGAGGAUGAGUUUACGUUUCCGGUGGAGGAUAAGAAGGAUCCAACCAACUUCACCGGUAACGUUAUGAAGGCAUCGAUCGUGAUGGCGGAGGUGCGCAAUCAGGGCAAGGGAAAGUUUAAGUAUGCCGUAGAGACGGAGAACGGUAUCGAGAUUGAGCAGAUAGGAAAGCUAAAAAAUGACUCGAAAACGUUCGUUGUGAUGGGUUCGUACACAUACACCGGUGCUAAUGGCAAACGAUACCGAGUGCGGUACACUGCCGACGAAUUUGGUUACCAUCCCAUCACCGAGCUGGAUCUGGAAAUUCCUGACCUGACCCAAGUACAGCCAACGCAGCGAACGAUUAGCCCGUUCAAGUUCACCACCCGCUCAACAACGCCUCGCACAACAACGACCACCACCACUACCACCACCACCGAAAAACCAACGGACGAUGGCUAUCAUUACGAUCGUCCCGAUAAUGCGUAUCUUCCGCCGAACAACGAGUAUUUGCCACCGCCCGAGCCGGAAAUUGACUAUCUUCCGCCGAAGGAGGAUGGUCCGCGAAGGUACGAGGAACCGGUCGACCAGUUCCUGCCACCAAAGUACGACCUACGUCUUGGUGAUUCUAAGUAA
Anopheles marshallii is the source of this 720-nucleotide messenger RNA. RefSeq lists its product as uncharacterized. The transcript has 4 exons. Bases 1 to 720 code for a protein of 239 amino acids. NCBI's taxonomy places the organism in Eukaryota, Metazoa, Arthropoda, Insecta, Diptera, Culicidae. The record is from RefSeq and is a predicted model, not a curated record. Gene Ontology annotation, molecular function: structural constituent of chitin-based larval cuticle. Gene Ontology annotation, cellular component: chitin-based extracellular matrix.